AUGACUUCGAGCCCCCUGAGUAAACCCCACUCAGACCUGAAAAUCUAUUAUCACAAUGUCCAAUCCUUGAGCAACAAAACUGAUGAUUUAAGCAUUUUGCUGACCAGUGAACUCAGUGAUAUCUCAGUAGUAUGCCUAGCAGAGCACUGGCUCUGCACUGAUGUGGUUAAGCUAAUCUCACUACCCAACUUCAAAUUGUGUAAACACUACUCCAGAUCAAAUGAUGGACAUGGUGGAGUUGCCAUCUUCAUCAAACAACACUCUGAAUAUAGCCCACUUCCUACCCUAAAGGAAAUAGGAACACAUGAGAUCUUUGAAUGUGCAGCCAUAAAGCUUACAGAUCUAAAUCUGAUUAAUAACACCACAUCCAAGACAGCUCUAGAUCAAUUUUUUGCAAAUAGAAAUAAACUUAACCCAACUCUAGAAGUAUACAAUGCAGGAUUCAGCGACCACCAAGCUGUCAUUCUAAAGGUCGAUGUUAGCAAAGAUACCUCAAACCCAGUCCCACCUAAAACUUUACGAAGGUUUUUCACCCAAGAUAACUUGAACAAGAUAAAUGCCCUCCUUAGUAAAGAAAAGUGGACAGAGAUGUACACAGCCAAUGAUGUCAAAAUGAAAUUCAACAUAUUUCUUGACAAAAUGAUCCACCACUUUGAAGAGGCCUUUCCGCAAAAUCCAGUAAGAAUAAAUAAUAAUAAUAAUAAUAAUAAUAAUAAUAAUAAUAAUAAUAGAAACAAGAGUUGGAUUACAACAGCUAUAAAAAUCUCUUGGAAACAUAAAAGAAUACUCCACAAGUUGUGUAAACAAAGUAGUGACUCCCCCCAACUAACAGAAUACUAUAGAAACUACACAUGUAUCCUAAGAAGAGUGAUAAGACAAGCAAAAAGGAUGCAGAAUGAUGAGUACAUUGACAAAUCCAGCAAUAAAGUAAAAGCAAUGUGGAAUAUCAUAAAAAGGGAAAGAGGGGAAAUGAAAGCUUCACACACAAACAUAGUAAUCAAACUCCACAAUGAAUCUAUAUCUAAUCCUGAAGUUGUGGUGAACUCAUUCAACAAUUUCUUUACAAGCAUAGCUGAAAAACUGGUCCAAAAUAGUCCUAACACAAAUUACCAACCAGCAAACCAAAAAUAUCACACAUGUGCAGAGUCAAUUUUCAUUACCAAAGUCACUGAAAAUGAUGUUGCAGAAGCCCUCAGAGAGUUAAAAAAUUCAUAUUCAGCUGUAAUCAAAAAUUGUGAACACACGAUUGCUGAACCAUUAACUCACCUCAUUGUGCGAAUGCUAGAACUUCUAUCGCAGCUGACACUGCAUUUGCAAUGCUUGUGUGCAGAUUUACUGUUAGCUGAAAUCCCAGCAAUGGUGUGGGAAGCACCGGACAUGUGA
This is a messenger RNA of Schistocerca serialis cubense, 1383 nucleotides long. RefSeq lists its product as uncharacterized. Lineage: Eukaryota; Metazoa; Arthropoda; Insecta; Orthoptera; Acrididae. The record is from RefSeq and is a predicted model, not a curated record. The transcript has 3 exons. The coding region runs from base 1 to 1383 and encodes 460 amino acids.